Molecule: messenger RNA, 847 nt
Organism: Paramormyrops kingsleyae
Lineage: Eukaryota; Metazoa; Chordata; Actinopteri; Osteoglossiformes; Mormyridae
Source: RefSeq, a predicted model, not a curated record
GCCUAUCUUUCUCCCCUCACAGCUUUCCGUCUUAGCCAAUUCAUGGGAGAACACGAAUACAACAGAAGAAAACCCGCAGGAGCACAUGUACAAGGAAAUCACCAGAUACAGAAUCAUGAAUGCUCAGUUUGAGUGCUACCAGAGGAUCAUGAAGGAUGUCAACCGAACACGAGAAGGGUCCAUGUGUAACCGCACCUGGGAUGGCUGGCUAUGCUGGGACGACACCGAAGCCGGCAUCACCUCUGAUCAGUUCUGCCCCGACUACUUUGACAACUUUGACCUUACAGAAAUGGUGACAAAGAUUUGCACAGAGAGUGGCUAUUGGUUCAUACAUCCUGAAAGUAAUAGAACCUGGACCAACUACACCAGCUGUAGAAAAACUAUCAUUGAAGGAGGAAUAACUGCGAUGAAUUUGUUAUACUUGGCCCUGAUUGGUGAUGGAUUGUCACUUAUAUCUUUGUUUAUUUCACUUGGGAUCUUUUUCCACUUCAAGAGUUUAAGUUGCCAAAGGAUUACUCUGCACAAGAACCUCUUCUUCUCCUUCGUAUUGAAUUCCAUUGCCUCAAUCUGGUUAAUGACUUCCACCAAGAACAAUGAGGUGGUGCAGCAAAACCCAACCAGCUGCAGGCUGUCCAUGCUGAUCCAUCUCUACCUGUUCGGCUGUAACUACUUCUGGAUGCUGUGUGAGGGGAUCUACUUGCACACUCUCAUUGUGGUGGCGGUGUUUGCUGAGAAACAGCACCUGAUGUGGUACUAUCUGCUGGGAUGGGGAUUCCCACUGAUACCAGCCCUGAUCUACGCAGUAGCCCGCAGUUACUACCACAAUGAUAAGUAAGUUUGGGACUAG